This is a messenger RNA of Racocetra fulgida, 351 nucleotides long. Lineage: Eukaryota; Fungi; Glomeromycota; Glomeromycetes; Diversisporales; Gigasporaceae. The record is from the annotation of a GenBank genome assembly.
UUGAGACUAGGACCAGGACUAGAGUUGUCGAACAGAGGAUUGGAACGGUUGAACAGGUUGAGAAGUUGAUUGAAUGGGUUGAACAGGGUAGGAUUGCCAUUGAACGGGCAGUUGAACGAGCUGGGAUAAAGAUUGAAAUUGUUAAACGGGCAGCAGUUGAACAGGCGGCAGUUGAACAGGCUGGGGUGAAGAUUGAAAUUGUUAAAAAGGCUGUUGAAUGGGCUGCUGAACAGGCUGUUGAAUGGGCUGCUGAACAGGCUGUUGAACGGGCUGUUGAACAGGCUGGGGCGAUGAUUGGAAUUGAACCAGGAUGGGUUGAGGAAAAUGAUUCAGUUCGAGAAGGAGUUCUUC